AUGAGAGGUCGGAAAUGCCGAGUUCGUCGGAACAACAGUCGACUUAGGCAAAGAGACACUCCUACCCUCGGAAAUAGAUCUAUAUAUCAUAAAAAUGAUGAAAAUAACGCAGAUUUACUAUUUUUCAGGCCUGGCACACGUCAAGAAAACAAAAAGGAAUCCAUAUUAUCAGAAUACUACCAGGUUAAAAGAGAUAUAUGUCGUUUGAAAAUUGCUGUUAGAGAUGAUAAUCAAAGAGUAAAGGAAUUGCAAGAAAAAAUUGCCAAACUUGAAAAAUCGGAAAUAGCUUUCGCACAUCAAUUUAUUCCUGGCGAAUCCGCAAAUCAAAUCUAUGACGAAAGAAAGAAAAAAGAAGAAAUAGCAAAAUUACAAAAUCAAUACGAUGAAAACAUGGAUAAGAUUAAUUAUUACACAAUACUAUACUCUGACAAAAAGAUUAUUGAAUUUAAUAAUGAUGUCAUGAAGAUGAGGAUUGAAUCCAAUAAUUUUUCGAAAGAAGUUCGAGAACAGCAGAACCGUAUAUCAGAAAUUAUGUUUGAAAUUGAAAGGUUUAAAAUCUCAGAUGAAUACCUACAAGUUAAUCAGCAACAGCAGAUUAUUGAAGAAUAUCAAAAAGCACUCAAUAAAAUGGUCGCAAAAUACAAUAAUUUGAAAACAGAAUGCCAAACUCUGGGUGCCGAUAAUGAUGAUGAGGUUGAAAAUUCUCCUUUAAUACAAGGAUUUUUAUCUAGUUUAAAGGAGAAAAAGAAAAGAUAUAAAGAACUUAAGAAGAGUUAUAAACAACUCCAAAUAGAUCAAAAAGAAGAAUUUGAACAAGCACAGGAAGAUUUGGAUGAAAAAUCACGAAUACACCAAAUUAAUGUAGAUAAUUUAAUAAUGGCGUAUCCCAUACCAGAUGAUGCUACAAAAGAAACCGUAUGUCAAUGGUUUGCAGAUAUUGCUCCAAUUGAAGGAUUAAUGUUCUCACCUGAAGAUUAUACUCCAAGAUCUGUUAGAAUUCAAUUCUAUUCGAGAGAUGAUGCUAUUAGGGCAGUUGAACUCAAAGACGGAUUUCAAAUCAACGAUGAAAUUCUUACGGUUGAAUUAGAAAAGCCAGUUACUGUGAAAGAGCCUGUUCAAGCAAAUAAAAAGUCUAAAUCAGCUCCCCGAAAAUUUGAGCGUCAUCCCAAAUAA
Molecule: messenger RNA, 1173 nt
Organism: Trichomonas vaginalis G3
Lineage: Eukaryota; Parabasalia; Trichomonadida; Trichomonadidae
Product: RNA-binding domain, RBD family-containing protein
Exons: 1
Coding region: 1-1173 (390 amino acids)
Molecular function (GO): RNA binding
Source: RefSeq, a predicted model, not a curated record